This is a messenger RNA of Striga asiatica, 1277 nucleotides long. NCBI's taxonomy places the organism in Eukaryota, Viridiplantae, Streptophyta, Magnoliopsida, Lamiales, Orobanchaceae. The record is from the annotation of a GenBank genome assembly.
GGUAUAUAUCAAAAAUUAGGAAAAAUUAAAAACUAUGAAUUUUUUGAUAAGGUGAGUGUAAAAUAGAUGACGUCCAUUUGAAGCGAUUUUGAGCCACCUCGAUCUUCCUACAUGGCUACGUGUCUUCUCCACACAAAAAUCCUGCGUCCCAUAAAACGGAUCUCGUCAUCCAAACCGAUAGCCUUGCAAAUACACAUCGCCGCUAACCUGUUUGAUAAAAAGCCCCAAAGAAAAAAAUAAAAUAAUAAUAAUUGAUCCAAUAGACCCAACAUGGCCUCGAGCGAUCAAACCCCCGGCCCUAUGCCGCCCGGUGACGGCUCUGUGCCUCCGGGACAGCCCAUGACGGUGGGCCAGCAUAUUCUGGACAAGGGGGCCCAAAUGCUGCAAACCCUCAAGCCCAUCAAGAGCAUGAGCCAGCACGUUUGUACAUUUGCUGUUUAUAGCCACGACAUGACCCGACAAAUGGAGACCCACCACUAUGUGACCCGACUGAACCAAGACUUCUUCCAGUGUGCCGUUUACGAUUCUGAUGAGUCCACCGGUCGCCUCAUUGGCGUGGAGUAUAUUGUUUCAGACCGAAUUUUCGAUACCCUUCCGCCCGAGGAACAGAAGCUUUGGCACUCUCACGGUUACGAGAUCACGUCAGGCUUGUGGGUGCACCCUCGAAUACCAGAGAUGGUUCAAAAGUCGGAACUCCAUGACUUGGCCCGGACAUAUGGCAAAUUUUGGUGCACUUGGCAAGUCGAUAGAGGUGAUAGACUACCCUUGGGUGCACCUGCACUAAUGGUGUCACCACAAGGAGUGAACAUGGGCUCAAUUGAUCGGGAGCUUAUUACAAAGAGGGACAACAAGUACAAAAUAUCGACUGACGAGCUUAUGAGAAAGAGGGUUGAUAUUGCAGUGCCUGAGGCCUCGGUUGUGGCUAAUUAUGCCGACUAUUGGAUGAAAACGGGCAAAGGUUUAGCCAUUGAUGUCGAGCAAACACAGAUGAAAUCUUUGGCUCCUUUUCCAUGAUGGGACCAAUGUGUAUUUCCUACUUUGUGUAAUAAAAUAAGGAAGAGAGAAAAAUAAACUCAUGUAUGUAUUCAUUUUCAAUGGAUAUCAUGUAUGUAUGUGUUUUAUAAUACUUAUCUUAUGCAUGGGACUUGGGUACAAUAUGGCGUGUUUUGAUCCGUGCUAGAUAGUUGUUUGAUUUCAAUGAAGUGUUUAUUUUUAGUCAUGCUAUAAUACAAUAAUAAUGUAUACGAAUAAUUUAUAAAUUGAGAUACUGAAAAUAC